Rhipicephalus sanguineus (brown dog tick) is the source of this 3975-nucleotide messenger RNA. RefSeq lists its product as uncharacterized. The transcript is spliced from 2 exons. The record is from RefSeq and is a predicted model, not a curated record. Lineage: Eukaryota; Metazoa; Arthropoda; Arachnida; Ixodida; Ixodidae. The coding region runs from base 1 to 3975 and encodes 1324 amino acids.
AUGCGCCUAGAGAAAGCAAGAAUUGAGGCCGAACUUGAAGUCUUACAGCAUGAGAAAGAAGCAGCUGCAGCAGACGCGCAGGCAAGUGCACUCGAGGCAGCCGUAGAACAGGAUGGCGGGGAGUGUGUGCGCCCGCACCCACCUAUAGACCGAGCACAACUGGUUUCGAGCUACAUCACUGAGCAAGCAACCAUACGUGAUGCAGAGCUUGCGUCUCUUCGGGCGACUGUUGUGCACGCAAGAAGCCAGAGCUUGGAGCAUGCCGAAGCAACAAACCGUCACACGGACUUGCAUCAUUAUCAGCAGCCGCCUGCGUACACGCCGCCGCCCAACAGCCCCAGCUCGGAGCUUGUCGGUGUCCUUAAGUUCCUGUGCCGAAAGGACCUUGUUUCUACUGGACUGAUGAAGUUUGAUGAUCGACCUGAGAACUUUCGUGCUUGGAAGUCAUCUUUCAAGGGCGUCAUUAGAGAUGUAGAUCUUUCUGCGCAAGAAGAGCUCGACCUCCUUAUCAAAUGGCUUGGUCCUGAAUCAUCACGUCAGGUUCGAAGGUUGAAAUCUGUGCAUGUCGAUGACUUUUCGAAGGGCUUAAACGUCGUGUGGAAACGUCUUGACGACACCUUCGGACGUCCCGAGGCAAUUGAAGAUGCGUUGCUGAAGAGAUUGGAGGACUUCCCAAAAAUACCGUACCGGGAUAAUGCCAAAUUGCAAGAUCUCGGCGACCUCCUGCUGGAACUCGAAGCUGCAAAGACUGAUCCGUACCUUGCCGGCCUUAGCUAUUUGGAUACUGCGAGAGGUUCUCAGCCUGAAACGACACUACGAGCAUACGCUAUACUCGAUGAGCAGAGCAACCGUUCAUUGGUCAGGCCAGAACUUCUCGACGAGCUCAGUGUGGAGGGGACACCCACGAAGUACACACUACGCACUUGUUCCGGCAGUACUGAAGUUGUUGGAAGGAUCGCUCACGGCUUCUUCGUACGGAGCGUAUCGGGUGAUGUCAAGCUUCCCCUCCCGCCUCUUCUCGAGUGCGAUGAGAUUCCAGACAACAGGGAAGAAAUUCCAACACCAGAUGCGGCACGGAACUACCCUCACCUGUCAGCCAUUGCAACUCACAUUCCGCCUCUAGAGGAGGCGAGAAUACUGCUUCUCCUUGGCCGAGACGUACUCAGAGUUCACAAAGUUCGCCAGACCAUAAACGGGCCGCUCGACGCUCCUUAUGCACAGAGGCUCGAUCUCGGAUGGGUCAUUGUCGGAGACGUUUGCGUGGGUCGUACACGCAAAACAGGCACUAUAAAUGUGUUUAAGACACACGUUCUCGACAACGGACGACCAUCUCUCUUCAGCCCAUGCACAAAACAUUUCAUCGUGAAGGAAGCGCCGGUUCUCUGCACUACGGAUAGACAUCGGGCCCCAAAUGGUUUCUCAUCAGUAACACCAUCAGAUGACACCCUAGCACCUAAUCUAUUCGAAACAACGCGAGAAGACAACGAGCGUGCCCUCUCUAUAGAAGACAGGGCAUUCCUCAAGAUAAUGGAUAAGGAAUUAAACCGAGACAGGUCAAACAACUGGGUCGCCCCUCUGCCUUUCCGCUCGCCGAGAGGUCGGCUUCCGAACAACAGAAACCAAGCUCUUUCUCGACUGUACUCGCUGCGACGCACGUUGCGAAAGAACCCGGAGACAAGAGAACGCUUCGUCAACUUCAUGAAAGAGCUGUUCUUCAAGGGUCAUGCAGAGGAAGCUCCACCACUUAACGCGGACGAAGAGUGCUGGUAUCUACCCAUAUUCGGCGUUCACCAUCCUCAAAAGCCCGACCAAAUCCGUGUGGUGUUUGACUCCAGCGCUCAGCACGAGGUAGUAUCCCUGAAUGGUGUCCUUCUCACUGGACCCGACCUGACAAACAACCUUGUGGGAAUUCUGAUACGCUUCCGGCAAGAACCAGUAGCGAUAACAGCAGACAUCGAGCAGAUGUUUUACAAUUUUGCUGUUCGCGAAGACCAUCAGAACUAUCUCAGAUUCCUCUGGUUUAAGGACAACGAUAUCUCCCGGGAAAUCAUGGAGUGCCGAAUGAAGGUCCACGUUUUUGGCAAUAGUCCUUCGCCCGCUGUCGCAACAUAUGGGCUUCGGCGGACUGCUCAAGAGGCUGCCCAGCAAUUUGGUGAAGACGCCAAGAGGUUCGUUGAGCGAGACUUCUACGUUGAUGAUGCUCUCAAGUCCCUUCCGUGCGAGGAAGACGCCAUCAGCCUGCUGCAAAGAACGCAGGAAAUGCUUGCAACAUCUAACAUAAGGCUGCACAAAAUUGCGUCGAACAGGCAGAACGUGUUGAAUGCCUUUUCUCCACAAGACCGUGCGCAGGGACUGAGGAGCCUCGACUUCAACAAAGACGCAUCGCCUAUGCAGAGAAGUCUUGGUCUACUUUGGGACGUAGGCAACGACACCUUCGUGUUCAGAGCUCCUCUUCAAGAUAGGCCUUACACGCGGCGAGGGGUGUUGUCGACCGUCAACAGUCUUUUCGACCCGCUGGGUUUCGUGGCACCUAUAACGAUUCAAGGGAAGAACCUGCUCCGUGACCUUGUGACGGAAGGUUAUGACUGGGACACACCGCUUUCGGAUGAAAGGAAACAGAGUUGGGACGAGUGGAAGAAUUCUCUCCAGGCACUUCAUCACCUUCAUGUGCGGAGGACCUAUGUACCAAACUCAACUGCUGAAGCCGCAACCAGAGAAAUUCACGUGUUCUCAGAUGCGUCCACAGGUGCCAUCGCCGCGGUAGCGUACCUACGCGUAACCGACAGGCAAGGAAACACAAAUGUCGGAUUUGUCAUGGGGAAGGCGAAGCUCGCGCCACAACCAGACCACACAGUCCCAAGGCUAGAGUUGUGUGCAGCGGUCCUUGCUGUAGAAAUGGCCGAUGUCAUACUACGGGAGUUAGACUUCCAGCCGAGCGCUGUCACAUUUUACACGGACAGCAAGGUAGUGCUGGGAUACAUACACAAUGAAACUCGAAGAUUUUAUGUGUAUGUGGCUAACAGAAUUCAGCGCAUACGUGGCAGCACACGACCUGAACAACGGAAGUACGUGCGUACGGAGGAAAAUCCCGCGGACCAUGCCACCAGACCAAUCCCAGCAGCGCAGCUCGAGAGGACAAACUGGUUGUCAGGACCUGAAUUUCUCUCCAAACCUCAAGGGGAAGCGCCAUCAUCAGGCUUCACGCUCGUAAACCCUAAUCAAGACGAAGAGAUACGCCCCGAAGUCCGCGUCUUCGCGACGGAAGCGAACCAACGGCAGAAACUCGGAGCCGAACGAUUCAACAGGUUUUCAAGCUGGAGCUCACUCAUACGGGCGGUGGCAAGCAUAAUCCGAGUUGCCCGUCGCGCAAAGAGUUCCUCUCAGCAAGAAAUGGAUUCGAUUGAGGUGCUCUCUAGAGCCAAACUCAUCAUCAUUCACGCUGUGCAGCAGGACGUAUUCUCGGAAGAGCUACGUUGCAUCCAGAGAGGAGAGCCAGUUCAUAAAACAAGCUCGCUUCGGAAGCUUGACCCAUUCUUAGACAGCCAUGGGUUAAUCCGUGUCGGCGGACGUUUGAACAAGGGUGACAUUCCAGAUGAAGAGAAAAACCCUUUGAUAAUACCGGGCCGACACCAUGUCGCGAAGCUACUAGUGCGCUACCACCAUGACUGCGUGCAGCACCAGGGUCGACACAUCACCGAAGGAGCUGUGAGAGCUGCCGGAUUUUGGAUUGUUGGAGGCAAAAGGUGCAUCUCAUCUGUGUUGGAGGCUUGUAUUUCGUGCAAGAAGCUGCGAGGGCGUUUUCACGAUCAGAAGAUGGCUGACCUUCCGGCUGACCGAAUCAGCACAGAGCCACCUUUUACGAACGUGGGAAUUGAUGUUUUCGGCCCCUGGAUGAUUACUUCCCGCCGAACGAGAGGUGGUGUUGCCAACAGCAAGCGCUGGGCAGUAAUGUUCACGUGCUUAAAGGAGUACUGA